Meloidogyne enterolobii is the source of this 1878-nucleotide messenger RNA. Lineage: Eukaryota; Metazoa; Nematoda; Chromadorea; Rhabditida; Meloidogynidae. The record is from the annotation of a GenBank genome assembly.
AUGUUAUUUUCAUCAAGUAGAAAUAUUUCAAUUGGUGACUGGUAUUAUAUUGACUUUGAAUGUAUUUCAAACAAAACAGAACCAGUUAAUGUCACCUCAAUUAGGCCAACAUCGCCGCGUGUAGAAACGCGUGUUAGGCAUAAUAUUUGUGCUCAAUUUCGCGGAGGAGGAUUUGCUAUAGUUAAAUGCUGGCAUUGUUCUGAUCAAUUUUGUGCUGGUAGUCAAUUCUAUUCGGAUCCAGACAAAAUUUGGUGGCCUGAUCUUUGUGUAAAAUGUUUUCCAAAAGAGGGAACAACAAAUACUUCUCCAUUAAAUGAAGUAAUUAAAAUAACAACAAAACGCCCCUCCUUACCACAUCCGUCUAAUGAUAAUUUUUCCAUGUCUGAUACAAACUUGAAAAAUUGUUCACCAAAAUCAUCAUUGUAUCUCUACGGAGAUAUGGGCAAUACACACUUCCAUCCAUAUUCUCACUUCAGCAGCUCUUCAUCACACAAAAGCAAUUGUGGUAGUUCGACAAUUUCAUCCUUCUCAACAACACAUUCUAAAAAUACAAAUAUUAAUUUUAAUAAAUCAAAUGAAUCAAUUGUUAAAAAUAGAAGAUUUUCAAUUAGAGAACAGGAACGAAGAGAAAAAUUGGAACAACGCGAAAAGCUUGAUAAGCUUGCAAAAUUGCUAGAAAGUAGAGAAAAAGCUAGUUAUGAGGAAUUUAAGUCAUUAAGAAGUACAAAACCGCCAAAAUGUGGUAGUAGUCGCAGCAGUAUUUUUUCUAGUGGAUACCGUCAAUCUCAACAAGAGAAACAACUCAAUAAAAACAUUAAUAAUCAAACUAGUAGCCGAACAACAUAUACAGGUAAUACAACUACUUAUGGACAAUUUAUUCAUCAACAAAACAUUCCUCAAGAAAAACAACAAAACAUUCAUCAAAACAUUUAUUUAGAUAAUCAACAUAAACAACAAAACAUUGACAAAAACAUAGAAGAGAAUGUUUGUCAAAAUGUUCGUCAAAACAUCCAACAAAACAUUACGAACAAUGAACAAGAAUAUUUCCAUCAAAACAUUAAACAAAACAAACAACAAAACAUUAAUAAAAACAAAGAAGAAAAUGUUUUUAAAAACAAGCAACAAAACAAACAACCUAAACCAGUUAAUAAAUGUUUUAGUGUUCAAAAGAAAUUAAAUGUUGAGAAUAUAGAAAAUUCAACAACAACAAGUAGUAGUACUUUAAAAAUAAAUAAUGUUGUUGACGAACAACAAAACAACAACAACGAUGUUUAUUCAAGCAAUAAUAGUUUGUUGAAUGAAACAUUAGAAAUUAGAACGAGUGAAAGUUCGGAUGAUAAUAAUGAACAACAUAAGCAACAACAACCAUUUUUUGGUGAUAAUUUUAAUCAUCAAAAAGCAGAAAUUGAGAUAUUAGAUGAAAAUUUAAUUGCUGAAGAAUUUUCUUCAUUAAAAGUUUCUGAUACACAAACAACAAAACAACAAGUUGUAGAUGAAGGAGAGCCUGGAGGUUUUGGUUAUAGUAGACGUCGUCGUUUUGCUUUUGAAUUAAAAACAAAUUUGGAACAACAACAAAAAAUAAAAGAAGGCAAUCCUUUCCAAAAAUUUCAAUUUUCUUCUAAUAAAAAUGUUGGGAAAGAAAAUUUGCAAAAAAUAAGAGGAAAUAAAAUUGAGGGGGAAAAUAAUGAAGAUGAUUAUGUUAUUGACGAGGCUUUAAAUGCUGCAUUGUCGGAUGAGGAGAGAAAUGAAGGAGGGGAAGAAGAUAAAUAUAAUGAUGAAGAGGUAUUUGAAUAUGAUGAAGAGGGGGUAGAAGAAGUAGAAGAGGGAGAAGAAGAAGAAGAAGAGUAUGCUGAUUAUUCUAGUAAUGUAUCGGGGUAG